GUUUAUUUGCCGAAAAUAGCUUUCCGUUAUCGAAUUGAAAGCUCUUUCAAAUGGAUAAGCUAAAAUGACAGCAGCAAGGACAAACGUUGAGGUUCUUUUAAAGAUGGCAUUAUAUACAGUUUUAGAGACGUUUGAGAACGACAUGAUUUCUGUCUAGUUAGAUCUGGAGUCUAGUGUUCUUCUUAGAUCAGGUCAAAUAAAGGCCGUUUCCUUGCUUAAAGUUUUGUUAGAGUUAUAACCCUUUACAUUAAAAACUGCGAUUAUUUUCUAUAAGAUACGACAAACAAAAAUUUAGAAAAAUCUAAUCUAUGGCCCAUGUAAUCUAGUGUAGUAGACAGAGAAUUUAUCUAGAAUCUUGAUCAAAUCUAGAUCUAGAUCCAAGGACGAGAUUAAACUUAGUCGCAAGCCAUGACCUUGCAAGCGGGACUAUGUACAGCUUUAACUUCUAGCGCACUGGAUAAACUUAGGGCUCAUGGUGUAAAAACUGCGACUGAUUUCAUCGUCAAAGUCAAAGAUAUUGAAGUUCUAUCUCAAGAAACUCUUAUUCCCUAUAAAGAUCUCUGCUCAAUUCAAAGAGUUCUGCUGGCAGAACAUUCAGCAUAUCCAACACUUGCCUCAUGUUUGUAUGAAAAAGCAAUAGCAUCUCUGAUGAUUCUUUCCACUGGCUGUCAAAGUCUUGAUGACUUGCUUGAUGGAGGUCUCUACACAGGGGAGCUAACUGAACUGGCUGGUGACAGUGUAUCUGGUAAAACUAAGAUCUGUCUAUGGUGUGCUGCCAUGACUGUUCUGGUUGGGGACCAUUCUGUUGUUUAUAUUGACUCAUCCUCCUCAUUCAGUGCUGGCUAUUUGAAAGACAUAAUGUCCAAAAACAUUGGGCCAGGACAGAGUUUGAGUGAUGACUUAAUUAGGUCAAAACUUCAGAAGGUCAAGUACACCCAAGUGUUUGACAUCUAUGAUUUAUUUUCUGCACUGGAUGCCAUUAUGACAGAUUUAAACCAACAGACUCCUGUAAAGUAUCCUGAUUUAAAGUUACUAAUAGUUGACAGUUUGGCUUCUCUCAUUUAUCCAAUCAUGGGAGGAAACAUAAGUUUUUGUCAAGGUCUUAUAUGCCAGUUAGGAUUAAAAUUAAAACAGCUUGCCACACAUUAUUCCUUGGCUGUUUUGGUCACCAACUAUCUGACAUCUUCUUUCAAUGGUGGUAAGAAGAAACCAGCACUGGGUAAAGCCUGGUCACAUGUACCACACAUGAGAGUGAUCCUGCAGAAACCAGUUGGAGGACAGGGUCCAAGCAGAGAAGCAGUUCUAGUCAAAAGUAAUAGACAGCAGACACCUAAAUCUGCCCUAUUUUCAUUGGAUAAAGAUGAACCUUAUGAGCCUGGAUGAUGCAAGGGUCAAGGUUAAAUUAUAUGUUAUUUCAUAUUUAGAAAAAAAAUUUAAUGCUCAAAUAUUUACAUUUUUUUACAUUAAAAUAUUUUUUUUUUGUUUUAUCAA
Molecule: messenger RNA, 1491 nt
Organism: Biomphalaria glabrata
Lineage: Eukaryota; Metazoa; Mollusca; Gastropoda; Planorbidae
Product: DNA repair protein RAD51 homolog 4-like
Exons: 9
Coding region: 409-1383 (324 amino acids)
Biological process (GO): telomere maintenance; DNA strand invasion; reciprocal meiotic recombination
Cellular component (GO): Rad51B-Rad51C-Rad51D-XRCC2 complex; replication fork; centrosome
Molecular function (GO): single-stranded DNA binding; ATP-dependent DNA damage sensor activity; four-way junction DNA binding
Source: RefSeq, a predicted model, not a curated record